AUGGAACAAGUUCAACCAUGGAUCUGGUCAGCAUGUCAAACUUAUCUACAACAAACCGAACCAUCUACCUCAAUCUUAAAUCCAUCAAAUCCCAUCAGAACAGGAAACCUACAAUUCAUUCGAUUCUUAUCUAAACAUUCAUUUGGUGAAACUACUAUCAAUCAUGAUCAUCAAACUUCUUCAAUUUGGGCAGAAGGAAUAGAUGGAAAUUUAAAAAUUUAUAUUGAAAUUAGUGAUGAGAUCUUGAAGAGAUUUGAAGAAGAUCAAGCUGCAGAUAAGAGAAGGAUUAGUAGUUUAAACUUUCCUGUGUUUUCAUUAGGUGGAUGUCGUUGGAUUUGGGCUAUUCCUCCUAAUUUGAAUUCAAACUUAAAGAAAGAUCAUCAUGAUAUCAAACCAAAACUUAAACAAUUAUGUUUAAGGAUUGUAAAUGAAUUACCCAAGAAGAAAUUUAAAUUUAAAGCAGAAUUACCAUUUAGGAUACCAAUUCUUAAUCAAGAAAAUCUAAUGGGUUCAUUGAAUCAUCAAUUAAAAUCAGAUCCAAAAGGUUUGAUGUUUUUGGCGGCUGCUCAAUUAGAGUUACAAAUGAGACUUCGAAUCCAAUCUGAUGAUUCAAGUAUCGCUGAAAAACAAGCAUCUGAAUUUGCUCGUGGAAUUGUAAGAAUACCGAUUAUAAGAAGAUCAACCAGAAUUAAAAGAAAGAAUAAACCAAAUAAUGGAAACCAACAAGAUGUUACUAGUGCAAUUCAAACAACCGAAUCAUUUCAAGAAGGGUUUGUUUACAUUGAGGAUCGAAGUUUUUCAAGAAACGGAGAAGGGGAAGGAAACGAAAGAAGGAUUUAUGAUUUAAGACCGUUUGCUGAGAUUGAUGAUCCGAAAGAUAAGGUGGAAAUCAUUUCAUCAAUUCAUGAUACAGCGGUAGACAAACUACCGUCACUUGCAAGUUCUAGUAAUGUUCAACCGACGAGAAGGAUUAGCAGAUUUAUGUCAGAUGAAGGUAAUCUUAAUAUACCCAACCAGAAUGCGAUGACGAUAUACCCAUCAACUCGUCACUCUCCCUCAGACAAAUUACCGUCACUUAGAGCUUCUAGUAGUGGUCAGUUGAUAGAAGAACCGAGGAGAAGAAUGAGCAGGUUUACGUCGUAUGAAGGUAAUCUUACUAUACCCACCAAGGAUACGAUGACGAUAUACCCAUCAACUCGUGACUCGCCCUCAGAAAAAUCACCGUCACUUGGAACUCUCAGUAGUGUUCAGCUGAUAGAAGAACCGAAGAGAAAGAUGAACAGGUUUGCGUCAGAUGAAGGCAAUCUUACUAUACCCAACAAGAAUACGAUGACGCUCAACCCAUCAACUCGUGACUCGCCCUCGGACAAAUUACCGUCACUUAGAGCUUCUCGCAGCUUUCAGUUGAUAGAGAAACCGACGAGGGAUCUGAGCAGGGUUCCGCCAGGUAGAGCCAGUACUACUAUGCCCAGCAUGAAUUCGAUGAAGAAUAAUCAAAUAACUCGUGCUCGGAACUCGCCUUCAGACAACUUACAAUCACUUAAAACUUCAUAUAGCUUUCAGUCAGUAGAGAAACAGACUAAGGAUCUGCGCAGGUUCCCAUCAGGUAGAGCAAAUACUACUAUGCCCACCUUGAACCCGAUGAAGAGCAAUCAAUCAAUACGUGACUCACCUUCGGACAACUUGGCAUCACCGAGAUUUUCCCGUAGCGUUCCGUUGAUAGAGAAGCCGUCCAAUGAGCGCAGCCGGGCCACAUCAGAUCAAAGCAAUGUUAUUAUACCCACCAAGAAUACGAAAACGACUGACCAAUCAACUCGUGACUCACCCUCAGAGAAAUUGUCAUCACUUGGAGCUUCCAGUAGCGUUCAUUUGAAAGAGAAACCAGCAAAGGAUCUGAGCAGGGUUCCGCCAGGUCGAGCCAGGACUACUAUGCCCAGCAUGAAUUCGAUGAAGGUUGAUCAAAUGACUCGUGCUCGGAACUCGCCUUCAAACAACUUACAAUCACUUAAAACUUCAUAUAGCUUUCAGUCAGUAGAGAAACAGACUAAGGAGCUGUGUAGAUUCCCGUCAGGUAGAGCCAAUACUACUAUGCCCACCUUGAACCCGAUGAAGAGCAAUCAACCAAUACGUGACUCACCUUCAGACCACUUAACAUCACUGAGACUUUCCUGUGGCGUUCAGUUGAUAGAGAAACCGACGAGUGAGCGCAGCCGGGUCACAUCAGAUGAAGGCAGCAUUAUUAUACCCACCAAGAAGACGAUAGCCAUAGAUUCUGAAUCUACACGAGUCAAUCCUACGUCUAAUCAUGUCGACCAACUGUUUAAAGCUCCCAACAGCAUCCAGCGGGUGGAAAAUUCAAGGAGUAGCAUUGAUCAAACUUACGCAGAGAAGACGAAUUUUACAAGAGAAACUUUGAUUGCAUCAAAACAUCCAAAACAUCCAACUCCAAUAGAUUUAGCUUAUGCUUCGAAAUCAGUGGCCCCUACUCGACAACUUCGAUCAUCUAUCAAUCCUGAACCCAGAAGUUCAAGUCGAUUGAAAUCUAUACGACAAAGACUCGAAUCGAUUCCGAUCUCAGCAGGAGUUGAACCCACCAAAACAGUCACAGCAUUUCAGAAUGGAACAAGUAAACGAAAAGCAGAAGAAGUGACUAAAUAUCAAAAAGAAUUUGUUGCAGCUAGAAGAAAAGCAUUGAUGAGAAAUCGAAUGAAUUCUUCGAGAUGUUAA
Molecule: messenger RNA, 2727 nt
Organism: Melampsora larici-populina 98AG31
Lineage: Eukaryota; Fungi; Basidiomycota; Pucciniomycetes; Pucciniales; Melampsoraceae
Exons: 2
Coding region: 1-2727 (908 amino acids)
Source: RefSeq, a predicted model, not a curated record